AUUUUUCUCCUUGCAAAAAGGGGACUCAUAAAAAAGGAACAAAAUUUGAUAGCCACAGGACACGGAGGCAACCUGCGCGCUUCCCGCGCUCCGGGUCCUCCUCCCAGCCGCUAGCCCCAUUUCUCAGAGGUCACUAGGUAAUAACUGGCUCGAGGGAACAUGGCGGCGGAGGGAGAGGCCCUGAUGGCAGCGGAAAGGGCAGAGACGUCGACUGCACCGGCGGUGGCGACGGAGUCAGGAGCCAACGGGAAAGCGGCGGCGAGCGGGAAGCCGGCGAUGGUGCUGGGGAUCGACGAGAGCGAGCACAGCUACUACGCGCUGGAGUGGACGAUCCGCCAUUUCUUCGCCCCCGGCCAGCCGCAGCAGUACCACCUCAUCGUGGUCAGCGCCAAGCCCCCUGCCGCCUCCGUCAUCGGCAUCGCCGGCAUAGGCACGGCGGAGCUUCUCCCGAGGGUGGAGCUCGACCUCAAGCGCGCCUCCGCCAGAGUCAUCGACAAGGCCAAGGAGCACUGCUCACAUGUGGCCGAUGUCAGCUAUGAAGUGAAAGAGGGCGACGCGAGGAAUGUGCUGUGCGAGGCAGUUGAGAGGCAUCAUGCAGACAUGCUGGUUAUGGGCAGCCAUGGCUACGGCGCUUUCAAGAGGGCCGUCCUUGGGAGCGUGAGCGAUUACUGCACUCACAACGCGCAUUGCACCGUGAUGAUAGUGAAGAAACCAAAGCACCAUAAGAAGCAUGAACAAUUGGGGUUCCAUAGAAAGGAGGCUUGAAAAAGUUUUUAAAGCCCUUAGGUUAGAGAUAGAUAUGAAAGGGGUUUAGGCAUGCGUGUUCAAGUAUUAGCUGAUUGCCUUGUAGAUCAAUGUGUGGUCUCAUCGCGAACUGAGCUAAACUCAGAUGGUUAGGUUCCUUAUGUUGGAACCAACCCAAUAGGGUUCAACUCCUAGACUUGGCACUAGUGGUCACAUUUUUCUGGAUUUAUUUCAGGCCUUGCGACAAUGCGUAUUCAGUGAGAGUCAUUACGAAGGCGCAUGCGAUGACUUUGUCAAUUUCAAGAUGUUGUGCCGACUCAA
Triticum urartu is the source of this 1065-nucleotide messenger RNA. RefSeq names its product universal stress protein PHOS32-like. The record is from RefSeq and is a predicted model, not a curated record. NCBI's taxonomy places the organism in Eukaryota, Viridiplantae, Streptophyta, Magnoliopsida, Poales, Poaceae.